CCUUCUCUCUGCUGGUUGGGGCGGAGGGGCUCCUAUUCAUUUGGUUUUAUUUUAGUCACUCUGCCCCAGAUCUUUCUGGGAGGCUGCUUCUUAGCAGCCCAGACCCAGAGGGGCCCCCUGCCGCUGGCAGAGGGCGGAGGAGUUAAAGGCAUUAACCCCUCCCAGUCCCUUCCUAGAGGAGCCACCCAGCCUCGGCGGGGCGCUCAGAGACUUCGCCUUGCAAAAGUGGUGCGGGCAGCGCAGGCAGGGCUGGCCAUUGGAGUGCACCGCUGAGGAGGGAGGGGACCCCAGCUCAGGGAACUUUGCGAGUGAGCUGGUCGCCGUCAGUCGCCGACAGCAGCAAGAUGCGGAUCGCGCGGUGUAGACCCAGAGUCCUGCGGACGCAGCUUCGUCCGGCUUGAGCGAGGCUGCUGUUUCUCGGAGGCCUCUCCAGCCAAGGAAAAACUCCAUUAAAAAAAAAAAAAAAAGCAUUGGAUUGCUCACUGACCUGGCCUUGCUGUAACUGAAGGCUCACUCAACCUCGCCCUCUAGCGUUUGCCUGGAGAAGUACCACCCCGGGCUCCUGGAAACACAAUCAGCGGCUAUGGUGUCCACUAGCAUCCCGGAGGUUAAGGCUCUCCGCAGCUCAGUCUCUGACUAUGGGAACUAUGAUAUCAUAGUCCGGCAUUACAACUACACAGGCAAGUUGAACAUCGGGGCGGAGAAGGACCAUGGCAUUAAACUGACUUCAGUGGUGUUCAUUCUCAUCUGCUGCUUCAUCAUCCUAGAGAAUAUAUUUGUCUUGCUAACUAUUUGGAAAACCAAGAAGUUCCACCGGCCCAUGUACUAUUUCAUAGGCAACCUAGCCCUCUCGGACCUAUUAGCAGGCGUGGCUUACACAGCUAACCUGUUGUUGUCUGGGGCCACCACCUACAAGCUCACGCCUGCCCAGUGGUUUCUGCGGGAAGGGAGUAUGUUUGUGGCUCUCUCUGCAUCAGUCUUCAGCCUCCUUGCCAUCGCCAUUGAGCGCUACAUCACCAUGCUGAAGAUGAAACUACACAAUGGGAGCAACAGCUCGCGCUCCUUUCUGCUGAUCAGCGCCUGCUGGGUCAUCUCCCUCAUUCUGGGGGGCCUGCCCAUCAUGGGCUGGAACUGCAUCAGCUCGCUGUCUAGCUGCUCCACCGUGCUCCCGCUCUACCACAAGCACUAUAUCCUCUUCUGCACCACCGUCUUCACUCUGCUCCUGCUUUCCAUUGUCAUCCUCUACUGCAGGAUCUACUCCUUGGUCAGGACUCGAAGCCGCCGCCUGACCUUCCGCAAAAACAUCUCCAAGGCCAGUCGCAGUUCUGAGAAGUCUCUGGCCUUGCUGAAGACGGUGAUCAUUGUCCUGAGUGUCUUCAUUGCCUGCUGGGCCCCUCUCUUCAUCCUACUACUGUUAGAUGUGGGUUGCAAGGCGAAGACCUGUGACAUCCUGUACAAAGCAGAGUACUUCCUGGUUCUGGCUGUGCUGAACUCAGGUACCAACCCCAUCAUCUACACUCUGACCAACAAGGAGAUGCGCCGGGCCUUCAUCAGGAUCGUAUCUUGUUGCAAAUGCCCCAACGGAGACUCUGCUGGCAAAUUCAAGAGGCCCAUCAUCCCAGGCAUGGAAUUUAGCCGCAGCAAAUCAGACAACUCCUCUCACCCCCAGAAGGACGAUGGGGACAACCCAGAGACCAUUAUGUCGUCUGGAAACGUCAAUUCUUCUUCCUAAAGCCGGAAGCUGUUGAUACCGAGGGAAGCAUUCUGACUUGAUCACCCACUACCCCAGCAUUUCAAAAAUGUCUCUCGCUCUCCACUGCUGCAAGGAAGGAGCAACUGGGAGCCCGAGAGAGGGAGGGAAGGGAGAAUGUGCGGCCUGGUGAUACCAUGAUGUAGGUAGGUAGUAAUUGUGAACAAUGCACUGGGAAGGGUGGAGAUCAGGUCUGGCCUGCAGUGGGUUUCCUGCCCCCCGCCAUACCCCGGAGCUUUGAUUUUGCACUGAGCCAAAGGUCUAGCAUUGUCAAGCUCCCAGAGGGCUCAUCUGGUCCCUCCUCAAAGACUAAGGUCCCAAGAGAAAGUGUUGUGAUCUCUCACUGUAAUGUCAAAGUGAGUAUGUGCCCUUAGCUUGGUUGGGUGGUGUACAUGUCCCCAUCCUCCGUUUCUUCUCACCUUGUCUCCCCUUACCACCCCUUCUUUAUAUUGUAACUGCCUGACUUUUGUUCAUCAGAGGGAGGUCGUGGAGGGGUCUAUUUCUUGAUUGUCUCUAGCGAGCAAGCUAUUUGCUGGGAAGGCUAUUUGCUGAGGCCAAAGUUUCCAUGUAAGCUGGGUCAAGUUGUUGGGAAUUUGGUAGGCCAUCUUUAAGAUGAAAAUGUGUUCCUUUUCUGUCACAUGUUGCUUAGUCCCAUUACAACCACAAUGGUUGAGAAUGAAGAAUAAUGAAGAAUAACGAAGUCUACUUUAUUUGAAUUAUACUGGGCAGAAUCUAAGAUGAUACGGGAAAAGCAAAAAACAAACAAACAAAAAACUACAGCAUGAGGCGAAAUGUGAGAGUUAAGUUGUGCAGACCAAGAGCUGUUUCUUGCUGUCUUUCUCUAACCCAUACAGCAUCCUUGGCACUUUUAUUGAUGAUUUCAGAAUGUUGUGUGAUCCAUUUCAACCAACUGGUGGAGAGUUGUAUUUUGUUUAAAGAACAUUUUCUGAUUUUCGAAUGUAUUUGUUUCUUUGAGGUCAUCUUAUUGAACGUCUUCCUAACCUGUGUUAACACCACUGAAUGUGUAGGUUUUAAGAAAGUGCCAUCCUUUUGUACACCCCCCCUCAAAAAGCAUUACUUUAACUGACAGGGAACAUCAGGAAUUCUUUAUUUCAGCUGUCACUAGGUAUUGAUGUUGGGUAUAAAUGUUAUGGAGAAUAAAAAUAUAUUAGUCUCUUUAGUCUGGUGUUCAGUGAGUGCAAUUAAGCCAAGAAAUGUCUUUUUUUAAAAAUAGUAUUUAAUAGGUUCCUGACUUUUGUGGAUCAUUUUGCACAUAGCUUUAUCAACUUUUAAACAUUAAUAAACUGAUUUUUUAAAAGA
Mus caroli (Ryukyu mouse) is the source of this 3070-nucleotide messenger RNA. It is a transcript of the gene S1pr1, whose product is annotated as sphingosine-1-phosphate receptor 1. NCBI's taxonomy places the organism in Eukaryota, Metazoa, Chordata, Mammalia, Rodentia, Muridae. The record is from RefSeq and is a predicted model, not a curated record. Gene Ontology annotation, cellular component: membrane. Gene Ontology annotation, molecular function: sphingosine-1-phosphate receptor activity. Gene Ontology annotation, biological process: G protein-coupled receptor signaling pathway.